Messenger RNA from Ricinus communis (castor bean), 1606 nucleotides. RefSeq names its product methanol O-anthraniloyltransferase. NCBI's taxonomy places the organism in Eukaryota, Viridiplantae, Streptophyta, Magnoliopsida, Malpighiales, Euphorbiaceae. Bases 102 to 1478 code for a protein of 458 amino acids. The transcript has 2 exons. Gene Ontology annotation, molecular function: acyltransferase activity, transferring groups other than amino-acyl groups. The record is from RefSeq and is a predicted model, not a curated record.
CCCUAUUUAAGAUGAUUUAGAGAACACGUUUUUCAUCCAGAGAAACACUUUCUUAUCCAUUGCCAUUUAUAUACUCUUGAAUAAAACAUAUUUCCUAAGCAAUGGCACUGCCGCCGCCACCUUUUACAUUCGCAGUUCGGCGUAGCCCGCCAGAACUGAUUGUGCCGGCUAGACCAACACCUCGUGAACUAAAGAAAGUUUCAGAUAUAGAUGAUCAAGAAGGCCUACGUUUUCAGAUCUCAUUCGUAAUGUUUUACCGUAGCCUUCCAUCUAUGAAAGGGAGGGACCCUGUUGAGAUCAUCAGAAAAGCAUUAAGUGAAGCUCUAGUGUUUUACUACCCAUUUGCAGGUAGACUUAUAGAAGGGCCUAACAGGAAACUUAUAGUUGAUUGCAAUGGAGAAGGGAUCUUGUUUAUUGAAGCUGAUGCUGAUAUUACGAUUGAACAACUGGGUGACUCCAUGCAACCUCCGUGUCCUUGCAUUGAAGAACUUCUAUAUGAUGUUCCUGGCUCUUCAGGUAUCAUCGGGUGUCCUUUGUUGCUGAUUCAGAUUACCCGCUUGGCAUGCGGAGGAUUUGUCUUUGCAGUGCGUUUAAACCAUGUAAUGAGUGACUCGGUUGGAUUGGCAAAAUUCUUCAAAGCAACUGGGGAAAUUGCAAAAGGAGCAUGCAUGCCAUCCCUUUUCCCUGUUUGGCAAAGAGAAAUCUUAUCUGCACGAAACCCGCCUCAAGUGACUCAUAAACUUGAAGAAUAUGAGGAAAUAAAGCACACUGACGACAAAAGCAUACUGACUUUGGACAGUCCAGACAUGGUCCAACGUGCUUUCUUUUUUGGCCCUAAAGAAAUGAGAUCUCUGAGAAGGCAACUGCCUUCUCACCUUCGCAAUUGCUCAAGCUUUGAAAUGCUGGCUGCAUGUUUAUGGAGAUGUCGCACAAUCGCAUUUGAUAUUCCUCCUAAUGAAGUUGUUCGACUAUCAUGUAUCAUGAAUGUUCGUGGCAAGAAAGGCCUGCAAUUACCGGAUGGAUACUGUGGCAACUCUUUUAUCUUCCCUGCGGUUCUUUCAAGGGCUGAACACUUGUGUAAAAAUCCAUUAGGGUAUGCAGUUGAGUUAGUAAGGAAAUCAAAAAGCAAAAUGAGUGAAGAAUACAUAAGGUCGACGAUUGAUCUGAUGGAGAUAAAGGGGCGACCACACUAUGUUACAGCUUGGAACUUGCUUCUUGUUGAUAUGAGUCAUGUUGGUCUUGCAGAUGUUGAUUUUGGAUGGGGAAACCCAGUUUAUUUUGGACCAACUGGCUCAUUCCCAAAUAUAAGUAUGUUUUCUCGCUUCAAAAAUAGUAAAGGUGAGAAUGGUUUUGUGGUUCCGAUGUGGUUGCCGAGAACAGUCAUGGAAAAGUUUCAAGAUGAAUUCUUGAAAAUGACUGAGGAGUCUGCAGAGAAUCUGAAUGAUGCCAGGAGGCAGAGAAUUAUUUCAACGCUUUAAAAGUACUAGAUGCCCCCUUUACAUAUUUUAUUAGAUUGCCCUCUGUACAUGUUAUCCUCUAUGUACUUGUCUUGUUUGCUCGAGCAAAUACAUGCCAUGCAUAAUCAAGUCAAAUUCACAGCUGCACA